Messenger RNA from Patiria miniata (bat star), 2624 nucleotides. RefSeq lists its product as uncharacterized. The record is from RefSeq and is a predicted model, not a curated record. The transcript is spliced from 6 exons. Bases 150 to 1994 code for a protein of 614 amino acids. Lineage: Eukaryota; Metazoa; Echinodermata; Asteroidea; Valvatida; Asterinidae.
CCCGAAUAUACGUCUAGAUCAAGGAUAGCCUCCUUGAAUCGAAGAACCCUCCAGUCUAUAAAAGGCGGAGUUGCAUCAGACUUGAACCACAGAGCUCCGAAUCAGAUUCACAAAAGCAAAGCAACGCAGUGGCACGUACCGUCGACGGCAUGGCUGUGAUCAGGGUAAUUUUCCUUGUUGCGUUGGCCGUGGUAGUGGCACCAUCUGCACACGUCUUGGCUUGCACCUCGUCUGUCUCCGUGAACAUCGGAGUAUCCGAGGCGGCCCAGUGCGCCUAUGUCUUCAGCUUGGACCAGUCGCAAACUUGCGGUGCUUGCCCGACCCUACAAGAGGCAAUGCAUCAGUGGCUGGCUCUCCAAGGAGGCCUGAUUGCUCACUAUAAAUUCGAUGAGAACCUCUUGGAUUCAACUGCCAACGAACGCCACGGGAGUCUGGUCGACAGCGAGCAAGUCACGUAUGCUGACGGGCAAUGCGGUAAAGCCGCCGUCUUCAACGGUGCGUCUAAGGUCGUCGUGGACGCCUUCCGUAACCAUCCUUGGGGCUCGCAGUUCAGCGUCAGCGUCUGGUUCAAGCGGACCGAGAACAGAAACACCUACCAAGGAAUCGUGAACACCGGCUUCGGCAGCUACGGUUCGUGGGAGAUCCGCAUGGGGCGAGAGUUGAGCGGGGAGAUGCUCGGUGGAGGGGUAGUGACGCUCGAUAGCCCAGCGAUAUGGAACUACAUCAACCUGCGCGCCAGCUUGGGAGACUGGCACCACGUGGUCAUGACGUACGAUGGGAGUCAGCUACUCUUUUACCUGGACAACCAGCUGCAGUCUGGGGACAAUACCUGCUGCCAUGGAAACAUCGUAUCCAAGGACACGCCCUUGACCAUUGGCCAGGCUGGGGUCGGAACGGCCAUAGAGUUUUUCGUUGGUUGGAUCGACGAGGUGAAGAUCUUCAAUAAGGCCCUGUCCAGAUGCGAGGUUGACAAGCUGUUCAACACUCCAUGCUCCUCCGAAUAUCCGUCUAGAUCAAGGAUAGCCUCCUUGAAUCGAAGAACCCUCCAGACUAUAAAAGGCGGAGCUACAUCAGACUUGAACCACAGAGCUCCGAAUCAGAUUCACCAAAGCAAAGCAGACGCACGUACCGUAGACGGCAUGGCUGUGUUCAGGGUAAUUUUCCUCGUUGUGUUGGCUGUGGUAGUGGCACCAUCUGCACACGUCUUUGCUUGCACCUCGUCUGUCUCCGUGAACAUCGGGGUAUCCGAGGCGGCCCAGUGCGCCUAUGUCUUCAGCUUGGACCAGUCGCAAACUUGCGGUGCUUGCCCGACCCUACAAGAGGCAAUGCGUCAGUGGCUUGCUCUCCAGGGAGGCCUGAUUGCUCACUAUAAAUUCGAUGAGAACCUGUUAGAUUCAACUGCCAACGAACGCCACGGGAGUCAAGUCGACGUCGAGCAAGUCACGUAUGCUGACGGGCAAUGCGGUAAAGCCGCCGUCUUCAACGGUGCGUCUAAGGUCGUCGUGGACGCCUUCCGUAACCAUCCCUGGGGCUCGCAGUUCAGCGUCAGCGUCUGGUUCAAGCGGACCGAGAACAGAAACACCUACCAAGGAAUCGUGAACACCGGCUACCACUCCAUCGGAUCAUGGGAGAUCCGCAUGGGGCGGGAGUUGAGCGGUGAGAUGCUCGGUGGAGGGGUAGUGACGCUCGAUAGCACAGCAACAUGGAACUACGCCAACCUGCGCGCCAGCUUGGGAGACUGGCACCACGUGGUCAUGACGUACGAUGGGAGUCAGCUACUCUUUUACAUGGACAACCAGCUGCAGUCUGGGGACAAUACCUGCUGCCAUGGAAACAUCAUAUCCAAGGACACGCCCUUGACCAUUGGCCAGGCUGGGGUCGGAACGGCCAUAGAGUUUUUCGUUGGUUUGAUCGACGAGGUGAAGAUCUUCAAUAAGGCCCUGUCCAGAUGCGAGGUUGACAAGCUGUUCAACACUCCAUGCUCCUCCGAAUAGAAAAUCACGCUGAAAUGACACGGCAAAGGCCAUUGGCUUCACUUUCUAUAUUUCUACAGUUUAAUCAUUUGAUCUUCAAACAGUGCAUGGUUGAUUUCCGAGUAUAUGGUAGUAAUACGGAUUGAUUGACGAAUAGACGAACAGACGCUGUCAUUUUUGUUUCAUUUCCGAAUUUGUCUUUUAGAAGGUUUGAAAUAUCGAAAUUAUGUUUUAUCAAAUGUCCCCGGUUGUACUCUGAGCAAUUAAAUGGCUAAAGCGCCCUCACCAUCACAAUUCCUUUAAAACGACACAGUGACAGGCCGAGCGUAAGAGGUUGAUUGUCAUUAAUAUGGAUAAGCUUGAUGGCUAUUAACGACCGGCGAUUUUUUUUUGUAGCAAUUGAUUUUGUUAUGCUGUAGCUCUUGUUAUAAACUUCCAUAUAUGGCGAAGUAAAUGGAAAUUAACGCGUUUGUUUUAGUUUAAGUUAACAUGCUUGUUUUAAUUUGGAAACUUCAGAAUUUCAGCUUUUCCUUUAAUCAUAGAUUAAAUAACCUGCCUUUGUUAUUUUGUUUUUAUUCGAAUUAAAAACACAUUCUGCUUUGUAAUGUGAACAACUAAAUAAAAUCGUGUAUAGGUGGUAUCAGAAGUUCA